AUGGCGAACGUGCUUUUACAUAUUCUGAAUUUCCUGGUGAUUUUGGAGUCCAGCUGCGCUAAAGUCGCACCGGAGGAGCUCGGUGAAGCCGUGCGCCAAGGCGGAGAUGCCCCCAAGGCCGCGGAGCAGCAGCAGCGCGGCUUUGCGCACGACAGCGCCAACCGGGACAUGGUCUCCGUCAACAUGUUCAAAGUGUAUGAGAAGUACAGCAAAGAGCCACACAGCCACAAGGACGGAAAUACCGUGAGAAGUUUUAAAGCUGUCCCGGGAGUGUCACAGGGAAAAGAGUGGCUCCGUUUCAACCUGUCGUCCAUCCCGGAGUCGGAGCACAUCCUGUCCGCCACCUUCCACUUCCUGCACAAGCGGCCCCGCCACCACCAGCGUCCUUGGCGUUUCCGGCAUCCCCGCAACCCAUCACCAAGCGGCCUUCAGCACCUCCAGGCUCAGCACCAGCCGCAGCUCCUCUUCCGGGGAACAUCCCCCAACUCUGCUUUCGCAACAUGGCUGGGAAACAUAACUCUGAGUUCCUUUAAGAGAGGCUCUUGGCAAAACAGGGAUAUCACAGCGGUGUUGAAACAUGCGAGGGAUCUCAAUGAGCUUGUGGUCACAGUAGAGUUUGAUAUGGGCUUUGGGACAUCUCAGCUGCAGCACAGGGAUCACCCCGGCCAAGAGCGCUUCUCAUCGGCUAACCUGCCGUAUAUGCUGGUGUACGCCGACGACCGAGCCAUUGAUGAACCUAAUAGUGUGGCCAUGUCGCUCCAGCGGUACGGACCCUUCCCGGUUGGGGAGGACCCGGUGCGAUUCCCAGGCGCAGCCUCGAGGAUCAGGAGGGAGCUUCCUCUUUCUCCUCUUGGCCAGAUCGACACCAACGACCUCCCGGAGGUUCAGUUCAACACGUUGAAGAACCACGAACUGUGGCAGAGCACGUACUUCCCUGCCAAGGCCAAAGUGGCCGUGAAACCCGGGCGAAAGCAGGGCCAGGAGAGCAGCGAGGGUCUGAGUAAACCCCAGGUGCUGAGCUUCGACGAGAGGACUAUGAAGAAAGCCAGAAGGAGACAGUGGAGUGAGCCCAGGGUUUGUGCCAGGCGCUACCUCCGGGUGGAUUUCGCAGACAUCGGCUGGAGUGAGUGGGUUCUGGCCCCAAAGUCAUUUGAUGCUUACUACUGUGCCGGGACCUGUGGAUUCCCCAUCCCGAAAGUGGUGCGUCCCUCCAACCACGCCACCAUCCAGAGCAUCGUCAGAGCUGUGGGAAUCGUCCCCGGCAUCCCUGAGCCCUGCUGCGUCCCAGACAAGAUGAGUCCGCUCAGCGUGCUCUUCCUCGACCCCAACAGGAAUAUGGUGCUCAAGGUUUAUCCCGGCAUGUCCGUGGACACCUGCGCCUGUCGGUAGGACCGGGACAGGGUGAAAGUGAGGCGGACUUACCGUAGGAGGGCAUCUUUCGCAUCGAAGAGUUCAGCAGUGGUACAACUCAGCGAAGAG
Myripristis murdjan (pinecone soldierfish) is the source of this 1479-nucleotide messenger RNA. RefSeq names its product growth differentiation factor 10b (gene gdf10b). Gene Ontology annotation, biological process: positive regulation of osteoblast differentiation. Gene Ontology annotation, cellular component: extracellular region. The coding region runs from base 1 to 1389 and encodes 462 amino acids. NCBI's taxonomy places the organism in Eukaryota, Metazoa, Chordata, Actinopteri, Holocentriformes, Holocentridae. The record is from RefSeq and is a predicted model, not a curated record. The transcript is spliced from 3 exons. Gene Ontology annotation, molecular function: growth factor activity; cytokine activity.